Messenger RNA from Neltuma alba, 758 nucleotides. RefSeq lists its product as uncharacterized. The record is from RefSeq and is a predicted model, not a curated record. The transcript has 2 exons. The coding region runs from base 51 to 758 and encodes 235 amino acids. Lineage: Eukaryota; Viridiplantae; Streptophyta; Magnoliopsida; Fabales; Fabaceae.
ACCCAAGGAAGUCAGAUGUUGAAGACUUGAAAGCUGAUGAUCUCAUCAAUAUGCUUCAAUCUAUGGAGGAUGAUUAUGGUCGUAAAUCACCAGUAUCAUCUGUUCCUGCUGUUGCUGCCCCUAAAGAUGAGCUUGUUGCAAAGGCCCUUGCUGACUUGGAAGACUGCUUGAAGAUGCCUCUUAAGGACAUAGCAACCUCAGAAGCCAAUAGUCUUCGUCUACAAACAGCUCUCAACUUCUUGUCGUGCCUCUCCUUGGAAGAUGGAGCUAUAUCCCAUGGAGUUAUGGCUAUGAUAAAAUCUAUGCAUAAAGAUUUUCCUAUCAUUUUGUCUUCUUUCAAGCAAGCAUUUGCCAUUGUCAAUAAAUUUGCAGACCUUGAAGAAAGAGAUAUGAGGAUCAAGGAGGAGCUAACUCAACGAAAGGAUGCUGCUAUUGCUCUUGUUUCCAAAAUGUCCAAGACCCAGAGGUUUAUGGAUGAAGCUGAAGAGACGGAAGCUAGGCUGAAGGAGCAGAUCUCUAUGUUGGAGAAACAGAGAAAAGAUUGUGAGGCUGAAAUGUUGUCUCUUCAAGAGCAAAAGAGGAAGUAUAUUGCAGAAACAAAAGAGUUCAAGAAGGAGACUGAGACUGUGAGAAAAAAGAAGUCUGAGAUGGUGGAAGAUCAAAGAAAAGCUUGGCAACAAUUGUUUCAGGCUGAUCAUAAAUGGUCAGUCUUAGGCAGCCAGUUUGAGAAGAACAUUGCUAACAGAAAUCUCUCUUAA